AAUCGCGCAGCCAUCUUUUUGCGGGAGGAGGUAAAAAACAUAAAGCUGUAACAAUUUGUCAAGGAAGGACGGAAAGGGUAGCUCUGUUUUUUUCUUAUAUUAAUUUCUAUUACUUUGCAACUAUGUCCGAGAAUAUUGAAGGAGCAAAGAUUACUGAUGAGACUUCGACUGAGGAACAACAGGAAAUGGACGAUAAGGUGAUCAGUCCAGAGAAGAUGGAGGAGGCUAAGCUGAAGGCCCGGUACCCCAACCUCGGAGCCAAACCCGGGGGCUCUGACCUCCUCAGGAAACGACUUCAGAAGGGGCAAAAGUACUUUGACUCGGGUGACUACAACAUGGCCAAGGCCAAGAUGAAGAACAAACAGCUACCUGCAGCCAUGGCGGAGAAGACGGAGAUCACCGGAGACCACAUCCCCACCCCUCAGGACCUGCCUCAGAGGAAACCCUCUCUAGUGGCCAGUAAACUGGCUGGUUGAUGGCAGCCUUAAACGGUGCUGCUUAGUUCUCCGUUCUGUUCUUUCAUCUCCCCAACUUUAUCUUUGUCCUCUUUCAUGUUAGCUUUCAUUCCUUUCCUCAUUUCACUUCCAUUGAAAGGAACAUUUUGAGAAGUGGGCAGAGUGCAGUGAAGUAGUGCUGCUAAAGAACAACUCCAGUGGCGUCUGUCAGCUAGCGACAGAAACAGUCGAAAGCUAUCAGUCUGCUCAAAUGUUAACUGUACUGUAGUAAUAUUAAUUGGAAGUGUACAUAGCUCCUUGUGUGGAAGUUACGGGAGGAAUGAAUUUUAGAAUAUUUUACAUUUUACUGUACCAUUCCUUAUGUCCUCAUAAAUUAUGAAGUAAUGUGCUCGAAUGGUUUAAUAUAACCCCCAAUAUUGUCAAUUCACUCUUUCUAGUCACGGCCAUGUUCUUUGUUUUAUAUACUUUAAAUAUAGGUCAGAAAAUAAAAGAAUGGACCACACGGCUAUUGCUUGAGGACCAUAUUAUAAAGAGCAUGUGUGACACUAGAUUCUAAAAAAGGCUGCUGUUUGUUUGCUCCAAUCUUCAAUUACAAAAUGGCCUUAAACCCUCAGUCAGCAUUAUCACUCACAGAUUCUCUUGGGAAAUACAUCCGUUUGUGGGAACAUCCAAGUUAACCUAGUUAGGAGUGUGCUGAAAAUGGAUCUGAAACCAGUCUCCUUUGGAUUUUGUGGUUGGGUAACUCACUAAAUGAAAUGUUUGAAGUAUGCAUGUGCAUUGACUGUGCAGUCACUUUUUGUGCCAUUUUUGUAAAUAAAAUAGUUUUGCACUAAUGUCUCUGCCCUUUUGCCUUCCAAACAACUGUUCGCAAUUAAUCCACAAUGUAAAAAAACUAUGGUACCCUCUGCUACACAGGAAUCUGCCGUUUAGGUUUCCAUUUACAGACAAUAAUGCCAUGAGUGUACUAUGGAGGUGAUUUACAUCUGACAGGUAAAAAUGUGAGUGUUCGAGAUGUGUGUUUAUGCUGCCUGGAACUACAGUAUUUUUUUGUCUUGCACAUGACUUGUUAGCUGGUUAUUUCUGGCUUGCCCUCCAGGUACAUGAGGUUCACUAUGUAGUACAGAACAAGCUAUAUGGUUAUAGCCUGCUGAGAUAUUGGAAAAAUUUUAAAGUAUGACAACGCCAU
Anguilla anguilla (European eel) is the source of this 1641-nucleotide messenger RNA. Its product is annotated as cAMP-regulated phosphoprotein 19-like. The record is from RefSeq and is a predicted model, not a curated record. The transcript has 3 exons. The coding region runs from base 123 to 476 and encodes 117 amino acids. NCBI's taxonomy places the organism in Eukaryota, Metazoa, Chordata, Actinopteri, Anguilliformes, Anguillidae. Gene Ontology annotation, molecular function: protein phosphatase inhibitor activity. Gene Ontology annotation, cellular component: cytoplasm.